CUGAAGCCCGUCGAUCGCGGCCGAGAUGCCUGGUGCACUCUCCUCGGCGCCUUUGCUUUUGACGCCUUGUUCUGGGGCUUUCCCGGCUGUUUUGGUGUCUUUCAGCGAUACUAUUCCACCGUGCCCGAGUUCAAAGAUGAUGCUGUCCGGAUACCCGUCGUUGGAGUCUUGGCAACCGGGUUCUACUACUUUGGAUCUCCAUUUUCAGCAAUGCUGGCAAGGAAGUUUCCCAAGUAUCAGCGCCAUCAAAUCUACCUCGGAUGGGUUCUAAGCAUAACUGGUCUCUUAACCGCCUCCUUCACAUCUUCCGUCAGCGGCCUCAUCGCCACGCAGGGGGCUCUCUACGGCAUCGGCUUCGUGCUCAUCUCCAUGCCCAUCGUCAGCAUGGUGAAUGAGUGGUGGGUGGCGCGAAAGGGCAUGGCGUUUGGUCUGAUAUCUGCUUCGUCGGGCGCAACGGGAGCUGUUCUGCCUUUUAUUCUUGAUGCUCUGCUUAGACGAUAUGGAUAUAAAGUCACGCUGCGGGCUUGCGCGGUAGCCAUGACCGUUUUGACUGCGCCGUUGCUGCCGCUUUUCAAGGCUCGGCUGCCAGCUUCAGAUCAGGCCAAUCUGGCGAGGAUCAACUGGGACUUUUUGAAGCAGCCUCUCUUUUGGAUAUACGGCUCCGCGGUCCUAGUGCAAGGAAUUGGCUUCUUCUUCCCCGUCGUCUUCUUGCCAUCUUACGCCUCCAUCUUUGACAUUUCUUCCGUCAAGGGCGCCUUGCUGGUAUCUCUCAUGUCCAUUGCGCAGGUCCUCGGGCAAUUUGCAUUUGGCUACCUCUCAGAUAAAAACCUUCAUGUGGGUUUGUUGAUGACGAUAUGCUGCGCAUUUGCCGCAACAGCAUCCUUCACAUUCUGGGGCCUGGCAAAGUCGCUACCUCUUCUUGCUGUAUUCAGCUUCAUCUACGGCUUCUUUGCUUUCGGAUUCGGAACUAUGCGCGUGGCAAUGGGUCGGGCCGUCAGCGAUGAUCCAUCGACCGUGUUUGCCACUUAUGCGAUAUUUGUCUUUUUGAUGGGCGUGGGAAAUAUCCUGGUUGGGCCGCUGAGUGCGGCGUUGAUGGCG
Molecule: messenger RNA, 1098 nt
Organism: Trichoderma atroviride IMI 206040
Lineage: Eukaryota; Fungi; Ascomycota; Sordariomycetes; Hypocreales; Hypocreaceae
Biological process (GO): transmembrane transport
Cellular component (GO): membrane
Molecular function (GO): transmembrane transporter activity
Source: RefSeq, a predicted model, not a curated record